Messenger RNA from Jatropha curcas, 876 nucleotides. RefSeq names its product BURP domain protein RD22. NCBI's taxonomy places the organism in Eukaryota, Viridiplantae, Streptophyta, Magnoliopsida, Malpighiales, Euphorbiaceae. The record is from RefSeq and is a predicted model, not a curated record.
AUGGAAAACUUUCUUCUAAAAGGAAGUAAUGCUUCCCUACCUGCAGAACUGUAUUGGAAGACCAUGUUACCAAACACUCCAAUUCCGAAAGCUCUGCAAGAUCUUUUAAAGCCUGGAAACGACACCGCUUUUUCAUAUCAGGAGAAAUAUUCUCCAAAGAUAAAGCCACAAAGGGUAGAUUACGGAACUGGUUAUUGGUCUGAGGAUGGAAAAAUUAAUAAAAAUAUCACAGCUAAUACAACAAUAUUCUUUCUAUACGAUGAUCUUCGUCCUAACAGAAAGAUGAGACUUGCUUUUACUAAAUCUACAAAUGGAACCAAUUUCUUGCCACUCAAAAUUGCAAAAACUAUACCCUUUUCGAGUCACAAGUUAUCGAAAAUUCUGAACUAUUUCUCGAUAAAAUCUUCUUCGAAAGAAGCUCAGAUCAUGAAGCAAACAAUUGAAGAAUGUGAGGCACCAAAGUUCAGCGGAGAAGAUAAAUAUUGUGCGACAUCUUUAGAAUCGCUGGUUGAUUUUAUCGUUGUAAAGCUCGGAAAAGAAGUUAAGACAUUUUGCGAGGAGAGAGAGAAUAAUUCAAGAGUAUACGUUUUUGAGGGAGAAAUGAUAGGAAGACCAAAUCCCAUAGUGUGCCAUGUUGGAAUAUAAAUUAUGCAGAUAUUUUAUUGCCAUGUCUUUAUCGAAAAGGUAUAUCAGUUCCACUUGGUGGGUUUGAUUGGUCUGUGAGCUGAACAAAUUGUUAUUUCCACACAAAUCUCAGCUUGGAACCCUAAUCACUUUGCCUUUCAAGUUCUUAAUGUCAAGCCAGGAGGACCUCCAGGAGGACCUCCAAUUUGUCACAUACUCAAUAGUGAUACAAUUGUUUGGAUUCCUCGUUAA